Molecule: messenger RNA, 2472 nt
Organism: Oncorhynchus kisutch (coho salmon)
Lineage: Eukaryota; Metazoa; Chordata; Actinopteri; Salmoniformes; Salmonidae
Exons: 4
Coding region: 95-928 (277 amino acids)
Source: RefSeq, a predicted model, not a curated record
GUAAGCAAUAGCCAGCGAGCAGACUUGGCUCACUUGCUAAGUCAGAUUCAUAACUCACUUCACAGCAUAGUGAUAGCAGCAGUUGAAAGACAAGAUGGGGAACAGCAAAACAACCCAAUACCAGAAGAAAGAGAAGCAGGAGAAAGAGAAAUGUUAUGACCCCGGAGACAAGACGCUCAAGUUUGUGAACAGAGAUGACGACAUUAUUGGCGGGGUUAUAUAUGAGUCUCUGAGGGCAGAGAUGUCCUGUGGUCACGCUGUCACCCCAGAGUCAUUGACCGGAUGGUGCCUUAGCCUACUCGACAAGAAAAAGUGCACAUUCAUUUGCCCUGCAUCACGUGAAGAUGGUGAAAUAUGUGGUGCGGAGUGGUCUUACACAGAAGUGCGUAAACUGGCUCUUCUGACUCCUGAGGAGAUGAAGAAAUUUGAGGAGACAAUGGCUGACUUGGUUUCAGCCCAGAACUCUUACAAAUCGUGUCCAGGCUGCAACUCAUAUGUUGCAAGGACUGACCUCUCCAACCUGAGAGUCCACUGCACAGUGUGCUCAGCAGAAAAAGGCCAGCUGUACGAGUUCUGCUGGCUGUGCCUGCAGCAGUGGAAAGGUUCACAACAGAGUUCUGACCACUGUGACAACGAUGACUGCAUGACUGAUCUGGAACUGCUGAAGACCUGCCCUACUGUCACAUUUGCUGAUGUCCAGGGGGUCACCGGCUGCCCAUCCACACGUGCCUGUCCCACUUGUGGUGCAUUGUUAGAACACGAUAAAACUGGCUGUAAAAAUAUAGAAUGCAAGAAUUGCAAUAAAGAGUUCUGUUUUGUUUGCCUUAAGCUCACAACUGAGUGCUUGAAGACCAGCAAAUACUUCAUAGGCUGCUCUGCUGGUGUGGCCCCCAGGCAGACUUCUAUACCCUCAUGGAGUGAUAAAUAAAGAUUUUAUCCAGGUGUACCACUUUCCUUCCUACGGGCACUUGAAUUACUUACACUGAUGCAGAACUGGCAUAAUAGCACAGAAAUUGGCAUGUAUUAACACACAAAUAUUAUUGAAAAUGUCUUGGUACCUUACUCAAAUUGUGUAUAAAGUCAAUAUGUGCGUAGUAAUACAUGUGUAAGAAUGUGUAAUAAUGUAUUAGAUUCUAUAAUGUUUCAUGAUUAACAAUACAUAUACUACUGAUUAUUAUCUGAUGUAUUUUUGUUGUUUUAUCUGUGCCUGAAACAAAAACGCAAAUAACGCAAAUAACGCAAAUAACGCAAAUAACGCAAAAAACGCAAAAAACGCAAAUAACGCAAAAAACGCAAAAAACGCAAAUAUAAAUAAUAAUAAUUUCAACAAUGUAAUCAAUGGUCAACAGAAAUGUUUGCCCCCUUAAAAUAACCUGGAUGUUUUAGAAAACGUUUUAUGAAUGCGGUUGUUGUAUGAGACCUACAUUUCUGAUAAUAUUUCUAUAAUUAUGUUAUUGUCAACCCUAACCCUAGGUAUUGUUCAAGGGGUCCUCUUCUAAAUAUGCUACCAGUAUUGUGAUAUUGUUUCCUUUAUCAAUGAUUUCCCACUGGGUACAAGAACAAUGAAUCAUCAAACAAAUACACAUAUUUAAUAAUAGUUAUAUAAUAAUGAUAAUAAUGAUAGUAUUAACAGAAAUGAUAGUAAUAAUAACACAUUUAAUUUGUAUAGCGCUUUGCAUGACUCUCAACACUUUUACAUAAACCAGAUCACAUGAUCCUUGGUGUCCACAUCACCAACAAACUAACAUGGUCCAAGCACACCAAGACAAUUGUGAAGAGGGCACGACAAAACCUAUUCCCCCUCAAAACGUUCUACAGCCGCACCACUGGUUGCAUCACUGCCUGGUAUGGCAACUGCUCAGCCUCCGACCACAAGGCAAUACAGAGGGUAGUGCGAACGGCCCAGUACAUCACUGGGGCCAAGCUUCCUGCCAUCCAGGACCUCUAUACCAGGCGGCGUCAGAGGAAGGCCCUGAAAUUGCCAAAGACUCUAGCCACCCUAGUCAUAAACUGUUCUCUCUGCUACCGCACGGCAAGUGGUACCAGAGCGCCAAGUCUAGGUCCAAGAGUCUUCUAAACAGCUUCUACCCCCAAGCCAUAAGACUCCUGAACAUCUAGUCAAAUGGCUACCCAGACUAUUUUCAGUGCCCCCCCCACCCCCUCUUUACACCACUGCUACUAUCUGUUGUCAUCUAUGCAUAGUCACUUUAAUAACUCUACCUACAUGUACAUACUACCUAAACUAACUGGUGCCCCCGCAUAUUGACUCUGUAUCGGUACCCCCCUGUAUAUAGUCUCGCUAUUGUUAUUUUACUGCUGCUAUUGAAUUACUUGUUAUUUUCAUCUCUUAUUCUUAUCCAUACUUUUCUGAAACAGCAUUGUUGGUUCGGGGCUCGUAAGUAAGCAUUUCACUGUAAUGUCUACACCUGUUGUAUUCGGCGCAUGUGACUAAUAAAAUUUGAAUUGAUUUGA